AUGGGAACCACAUACCCCAUACCACAAUCAGAAACAACAAAUGGAACCCACAUACCCAAUACCCAUCAGAACCGAAAAAUGGAACCCACAUACCCCCAAAUCAGAACGAACAAUGGGAACCACAUACCCACAACCACAAUCGACACGAACAAAUGGGAAACACAUAACCACAAUACCACAAUCAGACCCACAAUGCGAACAAAUGGGAACCCACAUACCCAAAUACCCACAAUCAGAACACGAACAAAUGGGAACCCACAUACCCCAAUACCCACAAUCAGAACACGAACAAAUGGGAACCCACAUACCCACAAUCAGAACACGAACAAAUGGGAACCCACAUACCCGCAUACCCACAAUCAGAACACGAACAAAUGGGAACCCACAUACCCGCAAUACCACAAUCAGACCCACACGAACAAAUGGGAACCCACAUACCCAAAUACCCACAAUCAGAAACAACAAAUGGGAACCCACAUAAUGAACACGAACAAAUGGGAACCCACAUACCCAUACCCACAAUCAGAACACGAACAAAUGGGAACCCACAUACCCAAAUACCCACAAUCCCACAUCAGAUACCCACAUCAGAAACGAACAAAUGGGAACCCACAUACCCAAAUACCCACAAUCAGAACACGAACAAAUGGGAACCCACAUACCCACAAUCAGAACACGAACAAAUGGGAACCCACAUACCCAAAUACCCACAAUCAGAACGCGAACAAAUGGGAACCCACAUACCCAAAUACCCACAUACGAACCCAUACCCAAAUACCACAAUCAGAACACGAACAAAUGGGAACCCACAUACCCAAAUACCCACAAUCAGAACACGAACAAAUGGGAACCCACAUACCCACAUACCCACAAUCGAACAAAUGGGAACACAUACCCAAACAACAAUCAGAAACGAACAAAUGGAACCACAUACCAAAUACCACAAUCAGAACACGAACAAAUGGAACCACAUACCCCAUACCACAUCAGAACCGAACAAAUGGGAACCACAUACCCAAAUACCCACAAUCAGAACACGAACAAAUGGGCCACAAUACCCAAAUGGGAAUCAGAACACGAACAAAUGGGAACCCACAUACCCGCAUACCACCCACAAAUACCACAUACCGCAUAAUCAACCGAACAAAUGGGAAACCCACAAUACCACACCGCAUACCCACAAUCAGAACGCGAACAAAUGGAACCACAUACCCCACAAUCAACCGAACAUGGGAACCACAUACAAAUACCACAAUCAGAAACGAACAAAUGGGAACCCACAUACCCAAAUACCCACAAUCAGAACACGAACAAAUGGGAACCCACAUACCCAAAUACCCACAAUCAGAACGCGAACAAAUGGGAACCCACAUACCCAAAUACCCACAAUCAGAACACGAACAAAUGGGAACCCACAAAUACACGAACAAAUGGGAACCACAUACCCAAUCAGAACGCGAACAAAUGGAACCACAUACCCCAAUACCACAAAUAGAACACGAACAAAUGGGAACCCACAUACCGAUACCACAAUCAGAACGCGAACAAAUGGGAAUACCCACAAUCAGAACGCGAACAAAUCAAAUACCCAAAUACCCAAUCAGAACACGAACAAAUGGGAUCAGAAACAAAUGGAAGAAAUCAGAACCGAACAAAUGGGCCAUACCCAAAUACCCACAAUCAGAACACGAACAAAUGGGAACCCACAUACCCACAAUCAGAACACGAACAAAUGGGAACCCACAUACCCGCAUACCCACAAUCAGAACACGAACAAAUGGGAACCCACAUACCCAAAUACCCACAAUCAGAACGCAAAUGGGCAUACCCAAUCAGGAACAAACCCACAUACCAAAUCCACAAUCAGAACGCGAACCGCAGAACGGGAAGCCACAUACCAAAUACCCACAAUCAGAACACAACAAAUUGGAACCCACAUACCCACAAUCAGAACACGAACAUAUGGGACCCACAUACCAAAUCCACAAUCAGAACACGAACAAAUGGGAACCCACAUACCCGCAUACCCACAAUCAGAACACGAACAAAUGGGGACCCCCCAUAAUACCCACAAUCAGAACGCGAACAAAUGGGAACCCACAUACCCACAAUCAGAACGCGAACAAAUGGGAACCCACAUACCCAAAUACCCACAAUCAGAACGCGAACAAAUGGGAACCCACAUACCCAAAUACCCACAAUCAGAACACAAUAUGGGCACAAACAUAUGGGAACCCACAUACCCAAAUACCCACAAUCAGAACACGAACAAAUGGGAACCCACAUACCCAAAUACCCACAAGCAAACCACGACGGAAUGGCCAGGUGUCAUGGCCGGCAUAG
Messenger RNA from Penaeus vannamei (Pacific white shrimp), 2343 nucleotides. The record is from RefSeq and is a predicted model, not a curated record. Lineage: Eukaryota; Metazoa; Arthropoda; Malacostraca; Decapoda; Penaeidae.